Messenger RNA from Suillus discolor, 615 nucleotides. RefSeq lists its product as uncharacterized. Lineage: Eukaryota; Fungi; Basidiomycota; Agaricomycetes; Boletales; Suillaceae. The transcript is spliced from 4 exons. Bases 1 to 615 code for a protein of 204 amino acids. The record is from RefSeq and is a predicted model, not a curated record.
AUGGUUUUCUACGCAUAUGUAAAACAUGCCUUGGAUAACUGGAGCGCUCGAUACCUGAUUACCUUCGCUAGCCGCGAAGUUGCCGAUGAAUGGUGGCGUGCCGUGUCCACUUCCCGCACUAAUUUCGCGAACGGCAUUCAGCGUGUCAACGCCCAGUUCUACACACAUAACACAGGCAUGGCCAACGCUAGCGAAUCCCUCGUCACGAAUGGGGUUGCGACCCAAUUCCUUGGAAAAGUGUUUUUCACCUUGCUGAACGACUUAAUAUAUAUCUAUCCUACCGAAGUUUUUUUAUUCGGUCUAAAGUCACUCCUUACGACUAUUGGUACUGUCCCCAAUCGUGUAAUGCGAGAACUGCGUCGCACCGACAGAGGUACUGCAGGGACCGUCAUGAUUGGUCCUGACAGGAUCACCGUCAGGUUGACCACCGUAAAUCUGUCCGUUGACGUCAACGCCAGCACUGGUCAUGCGAUUCUUUCACCUGCUCCUCAGUCGGGGUUGACAUUUGGUGCACUUUUGAACGACUUCACCGUUGGGCCUACCUUGUUUGAGAACGAUGAGCGGGUGAAGGAGCUCCUCUACACGGAGAAUGGGGAGGAGUUGGAACUCGCUUGA